Messenger RNA from Trypanosoma cruzi, 630 nucleotides. Its product is annotated as hydroxymethylglutaryl-CoA lyase, putative. Lineage: Eukaryota; Euglenozoa; Kinetoplastea; Trypanosomatida; Trypanosomatidae. The annotation marks the transcript as partial. Gene Ontology annotation, biological process: L-leucine catabolic process; ketone body biosynthetic process. The transcript has a single exon. The record is from RefSeq and is a predicted model, not a curated record. Gene Ontology annotation, molecular function: hydroxymethylglutaryl-CoA lyase activity.
UUGCAGAAGAAGUUCCCGGAUGUUUUUUUUGGUGCACAUUUCCACAGCAACACCGCGACAUCUAAAGAAAAGAUAAUUGCCGCCUUGAAGGCAGGGUGCCAGAUGAUUGACAGUGCACUUGGAGGUAUGGGGGGAUGUCCCUUUGCAAAAGAGAACGACCUUGUUGGUAAUGUUGCGACAGAAACGGUGCUGCAGGCAAUAGAUGAGCUGAAUCUUCUGCCUUCAUCAAUUGACCGGAAGCAAAUUAACGAAUGUGUUCUUCUUAAGCAACAUAUAUUUGGGGUGACCGUGAAGGAUAUGUUAUUGUCACAAAGCCUGCGGGAUGAAAAGCGUUUUUUCCAAUUAUGCCAAGAACACUUCAAACUGUAUGAUGUAAACGACACGGGAAUGUUAGACUACGAGGGGUUUCGCUCCAGCAUGCUUCGUGUUUUUGAGGAGUUGGGCUGUGAUCCGCCAAGUGAGGAAAAAAUUUGCUCAAGCUUCCAUAAGGUUGAUGUGCAAAAGCUUGGAUGUAUCACACUUGAUGCCUACACGAUGGGCGCCAGGAGACUCCUCAUGAAGAGGCUGGGUUUUUUUGCCAAUGUGAAGAGCGGUGAGACCGGCGGUUCCCGUAGGAUCGCAACUGCCUAA